Sphenostylis stenocarpa is the source of this 1116-nucleotide messenger RNA. NCBI's taxonomy places the organism in Eukaryota, Viridiplantae, Streptophyta, Magnoliopsida, Fabales, Fabaceae. The record is from the annotation of a GenBank genome assembly.
AUGGCCGAAUCACUCAUUUUCGCCGUUGCAGAAUCACUGAUAGGGAAGCUCGCUUCUCAAGCUGUCGAACAAGCUUCUUUGGGGUUGGGUGUGUACCAUGAUCUGCAACAGAUGAAAAAGACCAUGGCACUGAUCAAAGCUUUCCUGUUAGACGCUGAGCAAAAGAAGCAGCAGAACAAUGCGUUGAGUGAGUGGCUGAGACAGAUUAAGCACGUGUUCGCGGACGCCGAAGACAUAGUUGACAAUUUUGAGUGCGAAGUGCUGCGGAAGCACGUUGUCAAGACUCAUGGCAGCUUCUGCAGGAAGGUACGUCGUUUGUUCUCAACUAGUAAUCCUGUGGUCUACCGUUUAAGAGUGGCGCGUGAGAUAAAAGGCAUCCAGAUGCAGCUAGAGAAGGUUGCAGCUGAUGGGCACAUGUUUGGACUUCAAAGCGGGGACAAGGAUACACCAGUUAUGCAUGCGAGGGAAAUGACUCAUUCACAUGUAAAUGCCUCAAAUGUUGUAGGGAGGGAACAUGAUAAGCAGAAAAUAAUAGAGCUUUUGCUGCAUGAUGGUGAAGACAGAAGUCUCUCCGUGGUUUCCAUUGUGGGAUUUGGAGGCUUGGGAAAGACCACGCUUGCAAAGUUGUUGUUCAAUGACACCGACAUUGACGAAUGUUUCCCUUUGAAGAUGUGGGUAUGUGUCUCUAAUGAUUUUGAACUUAGGAAUGUGCUUAUUAAAAUCCUUAAUUCUGCUCCUAACCCCCCCAAUGAAAAGUUCAAAAACUUAGAGACGGACCAACUUCAAAGUCGUUUGAGAAAUACACUUCAACGUCAGAAGUUCUUGCUAGUCCUAGACGACGUAUGGAACGAGAAUCGUGCUAAAUGGGAUGAGUUGAAGGAAAUCAUAGACGUAGGUGUUGAGGGGAGUAAAAUCCUAGUGACUACUCGAAGUCACUCAAUAGAUGCCAUUAUGCGCACUAAAUCCUUUAACUCUUACAUUCUAAAAGGCCUUUCUGAAGAGGAUUCCUUGUCUCUAUUUCUCAAAUCGGCUUUUGAUGAUGGAGAAGGGAAAAAGCAUCCAGAGUGUGAGAACAAAGUCCCACAUCUGUGGGUACUUCAAAGGGGGUAUGGGUGA